Aspergillus calidoustus is the source of this 897-nucleotide messenger RNA. The record is from the annotation of a GenBank genome assembly. NCBI's taxonomy places the organism in Eukaryota, Fungi, Ascomycota, Eurotiomycetes, Eurotiales, Aspergillaceae.
AUGAGUCUGAAGGAGUACAUCUACAAGCAGGUUGAAGGAGGCGGCCUGCUAGCCAGCGUCUGGUACAAGUCUGGGCCCGAAGAGACGGGAAAACCCAUCGUUCUAGGCCACAAGGACAUGUUAUCCCAAGACUACAUCCAGCAGCUGCUAGACUUGGGAUUCGGAGCGGUCGUUUCGCCAAACUACCGACUUGCUCCCACGAUUUCUGCAGCCGAGGGGCCUGUCCAGGAUGCCAAGGAUAGUUACCUAUGGACCCAGACACAGCUGCCGGGGCUUUUGGCCAAGGACGCCAAUAUUCGCCUUGAUGGGAGCAGGAUUGUGACUUUGGGCCACUCUGCCGGAGGGACCCUGGCCCUUUUGAUGGCUUCGCUCCCCCAGAAACCACUUGCAAUCCUCGACAUCUUUGGUCUCAAGUACUUUAACGAUGAUUUCUACACCAAGCCCAACCCCGCGUUCCUCAAGCUACCGGACUUUGACCAGGCACUACUGGAUAGAAUCUAUCAAGAUCUUCCUGCCCCAAGUGCCGGGCCACCUCCCUUGGGACCAAACGGGCCUGAUCUCAACAACCACCGCGUUGCCUGGCUCCUUACUGCUUUCAAAAAGGGCACGUGGCUGAGCUCAAUCGUGCCAGAUGGGAACUAUAGCGGGAUUGACCCAGCCACGCUCUUUGGCUCUUCGUUUCCUCCUACAUACUUCCUGCAUGGGGCGGCGGAUACACUGGUUGAUGUUGAGUUCUCUCGAAGAGCGUUUGAGGAGUUGAAGAGUAAUGGUAUUGAUACUAAGCUCGUUGUUGAAGAGGGAGCACCGCAUGGCUUUGAUGCCGGGUCGAAGCCCGGGGAGCGUAAGUAUGAGCUUGUGACGGCGGGUUUCAAAUUCCUUGCCAGCUGUGCUACCUAA